CACUAAUUCAAUAUGAAAUCAACACCGGAGUUUACUUUUCUCUCAGUGAAGCAUUUUAUCAAACACUUAAGUUUUUUCUUCUCGCAUUCAAAUCUCUCUGUACUGUACUGUACUACUUGUAAUGGAAAUCUCUCCUUUCCCAUUUCUUAAUCAAGAAGAGAUUUCACAUUUAUGCAGUAGUCUUUUCCAGGAUAUGGAUAACAACAGCUUGACUAGCAACGACAACAUCAACGCUAAUUUAAAGAGGCGAAGAAAGGAUGGUGAAGAUGAUGAAGAUAAGCUAGGAGGAUUGAGGAAAGCCAAGAGUAAUAAUAAUUCAUUAAUGAGCGAUAUACUCACUUCUCUUAUUUUAUUGGAUGAGGAGGAAAAACAAGGACACCAACAGUGGGCUAUCGAGUCUCAACACGAUAAGGCGGCUUUCGAUUGGAAUCAUAAGCGAAAACUUGAAGCAAUGAAUGACUAUCACUCCCAUCUUCAGACCCAUUUUUCUGAUUUAGACGAAAUGGAUAGUUCAGGAACUAAACGCCAUGGCCGUUGUGCUUCGUUGACGGCUGCGGCUGUUGCCGUUGCCGUUACUGAAACUGCUCAAGCUUCAAGUGAGCAAAGUGGGUCCGGAGGAGGGUCAGGUCAGCAGCGGCGUUUAUGGGUGAAGGACAGGUCAAAAGAUUGGUGGGAGAAGUGUAGCCACCCGGAUUUUCCGGAGGAGGAGUUUCGGAAAGCGUUUCGGAUGAGCAAGGCCACGUUUGAUAUGAUUUGCGUGGAGUUGGAUUCUGUUGUGACCAAGAAAAACACAAUGUUGCGCGAUGCCAUUCCGGUUCGCCAACGCGUUGCUGUUUGUAUCUGGAGGCUUGCUACCGGUGAACCUUUGAGGCUUGUGUCAAAGCGGUUUGGAUUGGGGAUCUCUACUUGUCAUAAGCUGGUUCUUGAAGUUUGUUCCGCCAUAAGGAAUGUUUUAAUGCCUAAAUUCCUUCAAUGGCCCAAUGAGGAUAAAUUGAAGAUGAUCAAGGGAGAGUUUGAAUCAAUGUCUGGGAUACCCAAUGUUGGUGGAUCAAUGUACACCACUCAUGUGCCAAUAAUUGCUCCCAAAAUUAAUGUGGCAGCUUAUUACAACAAGAGGCAUACUGAGAGGAAUCAGAAGACAUCUUAUUCAAUGACAGUUCAGGGAGUUGUGAGCCCUAAAGGUGUGUUCACUGAUGUUUGCAUUGGUUACCCUGGUUCAAUGCCUGAUGAUAGAGUGUUAGAGGAGUCUGCUUUGUUUAAGAGGGCUAAUAGAGGGGCUUUGAAGAAUGUUUGCAUUGUUGGGAAUUCUGGGCACCCUUUAAUGGAUUGGGUUCUGGUGCCUUACACGCACCAAAACUUGACUUGGACACAGCACGCUUUCAAUGAGAAGAUUGGGGAGAUUCAAAGGGUUUCUAAAGAGGCAUUUGCUAGACUGAAAGGGAGGUGGUCAUGCUUGCAGAAGAGAACUGAAGUUAAGCUCCAGGACUUGCCAGUGGUCCUCGGGGCUUGUUGUGUGCUGCAUAACAUCUGUGAGAUGAGAAAUGAAGAGAUGGGUCCAGAGCUGAAGUUUGAUAUUUUCGAUGAUGAUAUGAUCCCUGAGAAUAGUCUUAGAUCUGCUGGUGCAAUACAGGCCAGGGAUCACAUUGCUCACAAUCUCUUGCAUCAUGGACUUGCUGGCACUUCCUUUCUUUAGCGACCUGAAUUACAUCAUGGUUUCGCAAGUGCUUUUUUUUUUUUUUUUUGUCGUAUUACGACUUUGCUUAUCUUGUUGGUCUAUUUUUUCGUUUUUUUGAUGGGUUCGUGUAAAAUAUUUAUCUGCCCGUCCUCAGUAAAUAAAUAAAUGAAUUGGUUUUAUCAUA
Populus trichocarpa (black cottonwood) is the source of this 1859-nucleotide messenger RNA. Its product is annotated as protein ALP1-like. The transcript has a single exon. The coding region runs from base 122 to 1693 and encodes 523 amino acids. The record is from RefSeq and is a predicted model, not a curated record. Lineage: Eukaryota; Viridiplantae; Streptophyta; Magnoliopsida; Malpighiales; Salicaceae.